Messenger RNA from Ochotona curzoniae (black-lipped pika), 1267 nucleotides. It is a transcript of the gene HNRNPA0, whose product is annotated as heterogeneous nuclear ribonucleoprotein A0. The record is from RefSeq and is a predicted model, not a curated record. Lineage: Eukaryota; Metazoa; Chordata; Mammalia; Lagomorpha; Ochotonidae. Bases 110 to 979 code for a protein of 289 amino acids. The transcript has a single exon. Gene Ontology annotation, molecular function: RNA binding.
CGGCCCCAGCGACGGCUGGGCCCGAGGUGUGAAGAGGCCUCCACCAACGGUCACGGCGACGGCGAAGCCUCGGAGCUCGCAGGGCGGGGGCAAAGCCCGUGCCGUGGGGAUGGAGAAUUCCCAGUUGUGUAAGCUCUUCAUCGGCGGCCUCAACGUGCAGACGAGUGAGUCGGGCUUGCGCGGCCACUUUGAGGCCUUCGGGACCUUGACGGACUGCGUGGUGGUGGUGAACCCCCAGACCAAGCGCUCCCGAUGCUUUGGCUUCGUGACCUACUCCAACGUGGAGGAGGCGGAUGCCGCCAUGGCCGCCUCGCCCCACGCUGUGGACGGCAACACGGUGGAGCUGAAGCGGGCCGUGUCCCGAGAGGACUCGGCCCGGCCCGGCGCCCACGCCAAGGUGAAGAAGCUCUUUGUCGGGGGCCUGAAGGGAGACGUGGCCGAGGACGACCUGAUCGAGCACUUCUCGCAGUUCGGCACCGUGGAGAAGGCGGAGAUCAUUGCUGACAAGCAGUCGGGCAAGAAGCGCGGCUUCGGCUUCGUGUAUUUUCAGAACCACGACGCGGCCGACAAGGCGGCGGUGGUCAAGUUCCAUCCGAUCCAGGGCCAUCGCGUGGAGGUGAAGAAGGCCGUCCCCAAGGAGGACAUCCACCCCGGCGGGGGCGGCGGCUCCCGGGCCUCCCGGGGCCGGGGCGGCCGGGGGCGUGGCGGGGGUCGAGACCAGAACGGCCUGGCCAAGGGCGGCGGUUACAACAGCUACGGGGGCUACGGCGGCGGGGGAGGCUACGGCGGCUACGGCGGGGGCGGCUCGUCGUACGGGGGCAACGACUACGGGAACGGCUUCGGCGGCUUCGGCAGCUACAGCCAGCACCAGUCCUCGUACGGGCCGGUGAAGAGCGGCGGCGGCUGGGGCGGCCGCAGUAACAGUGGACCGUACAGAGGCGGCUACGGGGGCGGGGGUGGCUACGGCGGCUCCUUCUGAGCGGGUGGCACCCCUGGCAGCGGCUCUAGGGACGGCUCUUCCGGACAGCCCGGGUGGGGUCAGCUCCUAAGUCCCUCACUUGUUCCACCGCCCUCCCCGUUUCGCCCUUGGGGGGCCUUUGUGGCUGCUCACCCUUGGGAGACCCCCGUUUGCCUGCCACCUCUCUCUCGCUGAAGACGGACUUGACCCCACAUACACAUUUUUGUGUUACAGUCAUUGAUGGACUCUAUUUUUUUAUUAUUACUUGGACUUUGGUCGUUUUUAUACUAGCAGAAUGUCUUGUUUUGA